AUGGUGCGACUCAUCAAUAGUGGACAUCUCGCAUCGCUACGCCUUUUUCGUCGACGAACACUCUUUGCGAACACGCAGAAAGAUAUAAUGGUUGGGUUUGCAACAUCCUCCCUGCUUUUUAGCGAUACGAUACGCGAUAGGGUUCGUAUUGUUGGAACUGAUCCUAAGGACCUUCCUUGUGCUGCCGAAUUUGCAGACGAUAACAGUUGUUAUUCGGCUGUAAUGCACUUGCCUCGAUUGGAGAAGGAAGUGACGACAGCAACACCAUCACACACAUUAAGUGAUUUGUAUCAAUAUAAGAAUAAUACAAUGAUACAAGAGGAUACAUAA
This is a messenger RNA of Trypanosoma theileri, 330 nucleotides long. RefSeq lists its product as uncharacterized. The record is from RefSeq and is a predicted model, not a curated record. NCBI's taxonomy places the organism in Eukaryota, Euglenozoa, Kinetoplastea, Trypanosomatida, Trypanosomatidae. The transcript has a single exon. Bases 1 to 330 code for a protein of 109 amino acids.